This is a messenger RNA of Vigna umbellata (rice bean), 2347 nucleotides long. The record is from RefSeq and is a predicted model, not a curated record. NCBI's taxonomy places the organism in Eukaryota, Viridiplantae, Streptophyta, Magnoliopsida, Fabales, Fabaceae.
AUGGAGGAUUGGGAGGAUGCACACGAAGUGGUCAAAGCCGAUAUCAGUCAGCUGAAGGACCAGAUAGGUCAGAUCCUUGCUGCUCUAGAAUCUCUUAAGACAGCGGGAGAAUCUUCAUCUGCACGAGUUGAGGGGAAUGCCCACUAUUAUCCCCCGAUGUUCAACGCUGUAAGCCAAUCGGUCCCUUUCCCGAUGUAUGGCUUACCUCCAGGUUAUACUCCUCCUAUAGGAGAGUACGCAGAAGUAGAGCAAACUGCGGUCUCACUUCCCCCAACGACUAAUGUAAUACUGACCGGCACUCAAGGACCUGUUUCAGUGUCGGCUCCCAUAGGGGGUACGAGAAUGAAUGAGACCAACACAACUGAUGGAAUUCGGGUGACCCCAGUACCGCAUAUGGGUACUGGAGGGGGCUUUUCAGCCAAAGUCAUACCAAACACCAUGUUGCAAGGAGUAGUCAGUAGUGCUGAUGGGACUAAGAAUAAGUUGGAAAUACUGGAGGAGAGAUUGAGGGCCAUCGAAGGGGUCGAAAGUUAUGGGUUUGGAGAUGUCGCGAGGCUGAGCUUGGUUCCCGGGGUGAUGAUACCACCCAAAUUUAAAGCGCCGGAGUUCGAGAAAUACAAAGGUAAUACCUGCCCGAAAAGCCAUCUGACCAUGUACUGUAGAAAGAUGGCUGCGUACGCUUACGAUGAUAAGCUACUCAUCCAUUUUUUCCAAGACAGUUUGGCUGGGGUAGCGUUGAACUGGUACACCCAUCUUGAGCCGUCUCGAAUCCGUUGCUGGGCAGACCUGGCAGACGCCUUUAUAAAGCAGUAUAUAUACAACACGCACAUCGCACCGGACCGACUGCAACUGCAAAGCAUGUCAAAGAGGGACGACGAAACUUUCAAGGAAUAUGCCCAACGGUGGAGAGAGUUAGCUGCGCAAGUUGAACCACCUUUGUACGACAGGGAGGUGGUGGCAAUGUGUGUGAACACUCUCCAGCCGCCAUUUUAUGAGCACAUGGUCGGGAACGUGUCUGCCAAUUUCGCUGAUAUCAUUAUAAUAGGAGAAAGGAUAGAAAUAGGGGUUAAAAGUGGGAAGAUUGCAUACACUAAUGCGGUGUUUGCUCAUCAAGCCAGGCCUCAACAACAACAAGGUUAUUAUCAACCGCCAUUGCCCCCAACUGAUUCUUGGAGAGCUGGGGCAAUUGCAGGUCCAAAUCAGAAUGCGAGCCAAAACACUUACCCAAGAAGGAACCAAUUUGUUAAUUUCACCCCUAUCCCUACAACUUACACAGAAUUGUUACCCCAACUCGUCCAAAGGGGUUUGGUUGCUAUUUGUCCGAUGAAGCCCAUGCAACCUCCGUACCCCAAGGGCUAUGAUGCAGAGGCCAAAUGUAGUUACCAUGGGGGAGGUGUUGGUCACUCAACUGAGAGGUGUCUGGCCUUUAAACACAAAGUACAGACUCUAAUUGACUCGGGGUGGUUAAAGUUUCAAGAAGAUAAACCUAGCGUCGAGACUAAUCCGCUUUCUGGGCAUGGGAGUGCCUCGACGAAUGCCGUCGAGGAUGAAAGACAUGAGUUGAUAAGAAACGCGGGUGAAAUCCGAAGUUCAAGAAAAUUUAUCUUUAAGGCGCUGAUCAAAGUGGGCCUUUUAAAAGGCGAUUAUGACGAGGAUGUAACGUGUGCACUUCAUCCGGACGAUGGGCACUCUAUUGAGGAAUGUGGUGAAUUUGAAGAUAUUUUACAGGACUUGCUGGAUAGAAGUUUAAUGCAAGUAUGUUACGAGGAUAAGGAGGGGGAAGUGUUCACACAAAUCGGCGGGGAAUCCGACGUAACUUUGCCUGAGUCAUUGGUGAUUCAUUUCACUAGAACCACCCCUAUGCCAGUGUCUGAAGAAAGGUCGUCUGUCGUCAUUCGGGGGCCGUCUCCCUUUCCCUACAAAAGCGAGAAGGCUGUCCCUUGGGUGUAUGGAGCACAUGUGUUAUAUGAGGGAAAAGGCGUGGAUUCGGCCGUUGAGAACAUAACAGGCAUAGGUGGGAUGACGAGAAGUGGUCGAAUCUUCGCGUCACCAAUGGUGACAAAAGAGGGGACCAAUAAUAACGAAACAACAAUGGCCGCGAAAGCCGGGGAGGACUUAAAAGGAAAGGGCGCGCAGGUAGAGGAGACCCCUAAUGAGGAGGAAAAGAAAGAAAUAUCCGAGGAAGAGGCCUGCGAAUUUUUAAAAUUCAUUCAACAGAGUGAGUAUAAGGUGGUGGAGCAGUUGAAUCGCAUGCCUGCCCGGAUUUCCUUGUUAGAAUUGCUUAUGCAUUCUACCUCUCACAGAAAGUUGUUGAUGAAGGUACUCAGUGAGGCUCAUGUCGAGCAUG